This is a messenger RNA of Bufo gargarizans (Asiatic toad), 2747 nucleotides long. RefSeq names its product nuclear autoantigenic sperm protein (gene NASP). NCBI's taxonomy places the organism in Eukaryota, Metazoa, Chordata, Amphibia, Anura, Bufonidae. Gene Ontology annotation, molecular function: histone binding. Gene Ontology annotation, cellular component: nucleoplasm. The transcript is spliced from 15 exons. The record is from RefSeq and is a predicted model, not a curated record. The coding region runs from base 259 to 2655 and encodes 798 amino acids. Gene Ontology annotation, biological process: DNA replication-dependent chromatin assembly; CENP-A containing chromatin assembly.
CACGACACACUGAUCCGCACCUCCAGCUCCGGUGGCACGCGGCCCGCGUCACGUGACCUGCAGACAAUAGGCCGCCAUUAGCGCGGGAAACAGAUCAGAGGUUAGAGGUCAUCGGAAGCCGAGGGGCGUGCUCUGUGAGGGCGGGGCGUGGCUAAGGAGCGGGCGGUAUAAGAGCGGCUCCCGGCGCGGGGGAUACGAUCUGCCAUCUUCUCCCCUCACUCUCAGCAGGCGGCCCUCCAGUCAGUGAAUAGCGGCACCAUGACCGACGAAGCAACGGCGCUGCCGGAAGAGAAGAUGGAAGAAGUUCCUGCUCCUUCAACGUCUGCAGAACAAGUUGAUGAUGGGAUUGACGUGGAUGCAGAAGCCAAGAGGCUGAUGGCUGUGGGUAGCCGGGACCUGGUCAUGAAGGAUGUCCGCUCUGCCGUCAACGCCUUCCAGGAAGCCAGCAGUCUUCUGGGGAAGAAAUACGGGGAGACGGCCGACCAGUGUGCAGAUGCCUUCUACUACUAUGGGAUGGCUCUCCUGGAGCUAGCACGAAUGGAGAACAAUGUCCUGGGUAACGCUCUGGAGGGAGUACCAGAAGAGGAAGAUGAAGAGGCUGAUAAGGACCCCAAUAUCCCCAGUGCCUCCAACCUCAAUGAGAAAGAAAGGGAUGAGUUAAGAGAGCAGGUAUAUGACGCCAUGGCCGAAAAGGAUGAGAAGGCUAAUGAGAAUGGGGACUCCAAAGAGGCAAAGGCUGAGGAAGAGAAGGCAGAAGAGAUGGAGUGUGAGAAAUCCUCUGACGCUGCAGAGGUGAAAGAUGAGGCUGAAGGAGAAUCUGCAGAAGUGAAAAAAGCCACUGGAGCAGAAGGCAAACCAGAGUCCUCGUCUGAAGCUGCAGGUGAAAAGGCAAGCAAGACUGAAGCUGCAGGUGAAAAGAGCAAGAUUGACAGUGAGGAGAGCAAGACUGAAGCUGCAGAGAAGGGGACUAAAGCUGCAGGUGAAAAGGAGAGCAAGAUUGACGGUGAGGAGAACAAGACUGAGGCUGCAGGUGAAGAGAAGGGGACUAAAGCCGUGGGUGAAAAGAGCAAGAUUGACGGUGAGGAGAGCAAGACUGAAGCUGCAGAGAAGGGGACUAAAGCUGCGGGUGAAAAGGAGAGCAAGAUUGACGGUGAGGAGAACAAGACUGAGGCUGCAGGUGAAGAGAAGGGGACUAAAGCUGCUGGUGAAAAGGAGAGCAAGAUUGAAGCUGCUGGUGAAAAGGAGAGCAAGAUUGAAGCUGCUGGUGAAAAGGAGAGCAAGAUUGAAGCUGCUGGUGAAAAGGAGAGCAAGAUUGAAGCUGCUGGUGAAAAGGAGAGCAAGAUUGAAGCUGCUGGUGAAAAGAAGAGCAAGACUAAAGCUGCUGGUGAAAAGGAGAGCAAGAUUGAAGCUGCUGGUGAAAAGGAGAGCAAAACUGAAGCUGCGGGUGAGGAGAGCAAGACUGAGGCUGUAAGUGAAAAGGAGAGCAAGACUGAGGCUGUAAGUGAAAAGGAGAGCAAGACUGAGGCUGUAAGUGAAAAGGAGAGCAAGACUGAUGCUGCAGGUGAAAAGGAGGGCAAGUGUGAGGCUGAAGCCGUAGGUAAAAAGGGAAAGACUGAAGCUGCAGAGAAGAACAAAACCAAUGAGGGGGAGGCUGACUCUACACAAGGACCUGAGGAGAAGCCUGCAGGAACAGAGGACUCUGAAGCUACUGCCAAACCUGAGGAAACCCCUGCAGAAAAGGAAGACAAAACUGAAGGUGAUGAGGCAGAGCCAAUGGAAGGGGAAGAAGGAAACGGAGAGGAAGGAUCAGAAUCUGAUGAGAAUGAAGAGGCAGAAGAGAAGGAAAAUGAGGAGGAAGAAGUCGGCAACCUGCAGCUGGCCUGGGAGAUGCUGGACCUGUCAAAGAUCAUAUUUAAGAGGCACCCGGACAAGGCCUCUCAGCUGAAGGCAGCUCAGGCUCAUCUGAAGCUGGGAGAAGUCAGCAUAGAGUCCGAGAACUACACCCAGGCAGUGGAAGACUUCCUGGCAUGUCUGACCAUCCAGAAGGAGCAUCUAGAAGAGCAUGACCGGCUGCUGGCGGAGACACACUACCAGCUGGGCCUGGCCUAUCAGUAUAGCUGCAAACAUGAGGAUGCCAUCUCUCACUUCACACAGUCUAUAGAUACGAUAGAGAAGAGACUAGCUGUCCUCACAGAACAGGAGAAGGCUUCAGAGGAGUCCAAGGAAGAGACCCAGAAGGAAAUGGAUGAACUGAAGGGUCUGCUGCCUGAUAUCAAGGAGAAGAUUGAAGACUCCAAAGAAGCACAGAAAACUGCAGAAGACACAGACAAGGCACUAAAAGAGACCCUGGGUGAAACUUCCUCUGGAUUUCCAAAAGAGAAUGGCGGCACAUCUACAUCAGCUGCUGCAGCAGAGAAGAGCGGGGACUGCACUGUACCAGUAACCAACUGUGUGUCUGACAUCUCUCAUCUAGUACGGAAGAAGGUAAAUAGGAAACCGGAGGAGGAAAGUCCCCUGAAAGACGCCAAGAAGCCCAAGCAAGAGCCUGUUGAGAAUGGGUCUGGGAGCGGUGACGCUGUGGUGCCCACAAAUGAGAAGGCCGAGGCAGAGAACGAGACUCCCAUGGAGACAGCCGCAGUGGAGAGCACUGCAUGAUGACUACCUCACCACAGACUCUGUACAUAUUUUUCCACUUUUGAUUUUGAGCAUCUUUUUGUAAAGCGAAAUAAAGAAUGGAAUAAAAACCA